GUGCUCUGAAUUCCUAGCCACCUGAUGCUUUAGUCCUAGUGACCUCCCUCCAAGGCACCAAACUCUAACCAUAGGUUUGUCCCUUCCGCGCCCAAAUAUGGUUUCGAAUGCUCUUAUCAAUAUACUCAUAAAUCGACUCAGGGAGCAAAAUAGCCUACAUAGAAUAUACUAGAAGCGAAGUUAAGCCAGAUUUAGCUAAGCAUAGCCGCCGCCCCGCCCUGUUCAAGAGUUUAUGCUUCCAAGAGGCCAAGUGAAAGUUAACUUUGUAAAUAAUAUGCGCAAAGCUCUCCUUAAUGGCCCUUCCUUUCAGAAGAUGCAGUCUAAGAGUGGCGCAGAUUUUGUAUGUAGCAGCAAAUUUGCCCUACUGCUCUAUUCCCGCCGGAGAUACGGUCGAAGGAGAAGUCCAGAAGCGUGCGGAGCGCCCCCAUUGCCGGUGUCUGUUCUGUUCCGUUGGUGUUUCCGGUUUGCCGAUUUGACCGCUUCACUGGUGGGGUCAGACACCAGUGGUUGACCUUUGGUUAUAGAAUUAUGAGCAAAGCUACCUGAAAGCAUAGUUUAAGGCUGUAUUCUUUUUAAACUGUAAACAAGCUACCUUGGAGGUACUAUGGAGACUAAGAAGUGCAAGUUUUGGCUUCCCAACAAAAACAGAUUUUGUGCUAACUCCUCUCUCACUGGUUCCUUAUUCUGUGGCAAUCACAACUCAAGGUCCCCUGGCCAGUGGAUUCCGUGCCCCAUAGAUCCAUCCCACUCAGUUCUGGAGCAAAAUCUCAAAGGACAUGUUAAGCGGUGCCCUUUGCUGAAACAGGCACAGUCCUUGUCCGUCCAACCUUUCUAUCAAAAAGGUAUCAAUGCUGGUUCUGAUGGAGAACAAGAGGAGGAAGAAUCAGGGGUUGAUGAUUCAAGAUUGCCCACUGCGACUAUUUCUUCAGAAAUGAAGAGGAAGGCUCUUCAUAGCAUGAGUGUGCCUGAGUUUUGCACUCUGAUUGAGAAGAUCGAAUCUUUUCACGACUCGUUGUGUAAGGAUGUUCAGGAAUCGGUUCAGAUGCCUGAGGUUUGCAGGCUCUGGAUAAAAAGAGGAGUAGAAGAUAGGAAAUUGCCAUUUCAGGAGAAACAUAUUACUCAGCAGGCCUCUAUUCUGGGGAAUUUGGAACGUUUUGGUGUAUUGAAGAAUUCUCUUGGAAGGAAAACAUCCAAGUGUGAGGAACCAGUUGAGGGGAAGGAGGAUGGUGUCCCUGCAGUGAUUGAGUUUGGAGCUGGUAGAGGGUAUUUAACACAAAUGCUUGCAGAUUGUUAUGGAAUCAAUAGAGUCUUUCUGGUCGAGCGGAAGGCAUACAAGUUGAAGGCUGAUCGAUCCUUGCGGCAGAAUGAGAGCAUGAUGUUAGAGCGCUUGAGAAUUGACAUUGAAGAUUUAAAUUUAAAUGCGGUUGAGUCUAUGCAAGGAGUUCCGUUCGUGGCCAUUGGUAAACAUCUAUGUGGAGCUGCAACUGACUUGACUUUGAGAUGCUGCUUUCCUGAAUACAGAAAAGAUAGUAGUGAACAGGACACUGCUAGUGCUAAUGGUAAUUUUGAAGGUUUAGCUAUAGCAACAUGCUGUCACCAUCUUUGCCAGUGGAAACAUUAUACAAAUAAAAGGUUCUUUUUAGAUUUGGGGAUGACGAAGGAAGAAUUUCAUGCCGUUACAUGGUUUACCAGCUGGGCUGUUGAUGAUAAUCAUGGUUCAGAUCUUUCUAAUACAACUAAUUGUACAUCACAUUUGCAAUCAAUCAGAAAGGAGCAAGGUGAUGGAGAUUCAAAUGGAGUUGAAAAAAUUCUCUCAGACAUGGAAGCAGCUGAACGAGCAGCACUGGGAUUUAAGUGCAAGUGGAUUAUUGACAUGGGGAGGUUGAUUUGGUUAAGAGAACGUGGAUUUGAUGCACAGCUUGUCAGAUAUGUUCCCCCAAGCAUUUCUCCUGAAAAUCAUUUGCUAAUAGCUAGACCUUCACAUUGAAGAAAAUACUUAUUUCCUUCUCAUCUUUUUUUAUUUUUUCUUUUAUACCUUGUGACAAUAUGUUUAAUUUCUUGUUAGGUUUUUAUGUUAAAUUUCUUGUUAGGUUGGUAUGUUUAAUGUUCUUUUUGAUAUAUUUUAUAAAAUGAAAUACCACAUGACAUUACCAUCGUAUUACCCUGGGGAUUAGGAUUGAAUCAUUUCUCAUAUUAUUUAUUCUCUUCUA
Molecule: messenger RNA, 2210 nt
Organism: Lotus japonicus
Lineage: Eukaryota; Viridiplantae; Streptophyta; Magnoliopsida; Fabales; Fabaceae
Exons: 11
Coding region: 605-1987 (460 amino acids)
Biological process (GO): tRNA methylation
Source: RefSeq, a predicted model, not a curated record